AUGUCUUUGUUGUUUUUUCUUCUUUAUUUCUUUCAGCUUUCUUUCUUUCUUUUUCUAUUUUUCUUUGUCUUUUUCUUUAUUUGUUUCAUUUUCCUUCUUUCUUUCUUUUCAUUCAGUUUUCUUUUUCUUUGUUUUCUUUCUUUUUUCUGUUUUCUUUCUUUCUUUUUCUUUCAGUUUUCUUUCUUUUUUCUUUCCCUUCUAUUUUCCUUUGUUUUUUUCUUUAUUUGUUUUCUUUUCCUUCUUUCUUUCUUUCUUUCUUUUUCUUUCUUUUUUCUUUCUUUUUUUUCUGUUUUCUUUCUUUCUUUUUCUUUCAGUUUUCUUUCUUUCUAUUUUCUUUCCCUUUUAUUUUCCUUUGCUUUUUCUUUAUUUGUUUUCAUUUCUUUCUUUCUUUCUUUCUUUCUUUCUUUCUUUCUUUCUUUCUUUCUGUUUUCGUUCUUUUUUGUUUUCUUUCUUUCUUUUCCUUUCAGUUUUCUUUCUUUCUUUUCCUUUCUGUUUUCUUUCUUUCUUUUUUUGUUUUCUACUUUCAAUCAUUUUCUUUUUCGUCUUUAUUUUUCCUCACAUUUUUUCUUUAACAUUAUCAUUCUUUCCUUAAAUCUUUCUUUUCCUUUUUUUUUUUUUUCCUUUUCUCUGGUUGUCAGUUUCUUUUACUUUUUAUUCAUAAUUUCUUUUACUCCAUUUUCCUUUUUUGCUUGUUUUUCUUUUUCUAUCUUUCUUUGUUUCUUUUCUUCUUUUUCUUUUUCUUCCUCUUUGUUUGUAAUUUUAAUUCUUCAUUUCAUAUAG
Messenger RNA from Acanthosepion pharaonis, 780 nucleotides. The record is from the annotation of a GenBank genome assembly. NCBI's taxonomy places the organism in Eukaryota, Metazoa, Mollusca, Cephalopoda, Sepiida, Sepiidae.